AUGGCUGGCGGCGGUGGGAGCUGCUUGGACCUCUGGCGGGGCGAGAACGACGGGCUGGCGCGGCGCUGGCGGACGGUGACAAGUUCUCCAGGUCCUGACACUUCAGUGACGCAAACGGCUCACGAGUGCCAGCUUGCCUUCAACAAGCUGCUGCAGAAGAUCCAAGGGCUUCCAGCAGCACUCCCAGCUCUGCCACUGGAGCUGGCUAUCCUCUACAAUUCCCUGGUGUUUGAGAUCUGUCUCUCCGGAAACUCCGGCGAGAAACUAUUGGGAGUAAUAGAUCAUGGGCUGAGCAGGGUUCUAGAGGUCUGUGCAGUGUCUGGCCAAGGACUUGGCUCAGAGGGCCGCUGGCAGAGGGUGCUCCAGAAUACCCCUGAAGAACUUCACGCCCCUCUGCAUCGACUGGCUGCCCUGCAGGGGGUGCUGUGGCUUGCAGCAAACCACCUCACAACCGCGGAAGGCCUCCUUCAGCUUCUGAACGGCUCCAAGAGCCUGAGGCCUCCUCCUUGCCAUGGCCAUCAGAACGAUUUCCUUUUGCUGCUCCAGAUGUGGCAGCCACCUGACGUGGCAGAGUCUGACCCCCUCCUUGUGCAGAGUGUCCGAGAGUUGAAGGGCAUCCUGUGGACUUCGGCUGCCUUUCUGCACGGAGUUCAGGAACUGGAAGCCGGUGAUCUCCCUGCCGCUGUUGCCCUUCUCCAAACAGCUGCUACAGGGCUGUGUUCUAGGCGACGCCUUGCCCAGAUCUUCACCUUAAUGGGAUGCUGCAACCUGAAAAUGGACAAGCCACAGAUGGCAAUUCAGUGCCUGAAACGAGCCCUGCAGGUGGAUUUCACAUUCCUCCCUGCCCUGUACCAAGCGUCCCUGUUGUACCACCAGCUGGGGCUUCUGGAGGCUGAGCUGGAGGUCCUGGUGCUGCUGUCUCAGGCUCUGGAUGGUCCUGCACAGGUAACGGCAGAGCUUUCCAGUCCAUGUUUCCUGAUCCAAAUGGAGCUGCUCACCUGCGCAUCCCAACUGAGUAGCUUCUUUGUCAAGAACUGUCCGUCAGAUGUGAAAUAUUUGCUGGCACAAAGGAACCUCCAGGCGGGGAGGGUGAGUGAGGCAGUGGAGCACUACUUGGACCUCUUGGCUCUGUUCCAGGAAGAAGGGCCUCUUCACCAGGUGUCUCUGUGUGGUGAGCUGGCCUUGCCCAGGAUCCCCGAGGUCUUCUUAGAGGCUGCCUCUGCCCUGCAAGAGCUCGCCAGGCAUCGAGAUGCCAUUGCAGUGUGCGAAGAGGUGGCAACCCGAAUGAAUGGACUGAUCCCUGAGAGGCUGCAAAUUGAGCUGGACUUGUGGACUGCAGAGGACUUCCUGGGGCCUGCUGGGUCCUCACUGACAAAUUCUCCUGGCAACCUUGUGAAGCGGAAAAGGGAGAGCCUACGCUGCGUCCUUUGGCGAGCAGCUGCACAUUUGAUCCAGGGCUUGGCAUGGGCUGGGCUAGGAGAAGCCAAGGAAGCCAUAAGCCACUUGAGCAGGUGUCUUCAUGAUCUCCUGAGAGUUCAUUUUGUGACCACAGGCAGCAGUAGCAGCACUGGAAAGGAGACAGAGCAGAUGGGGCUGUCAGAAGCAAAGGUGCUUCCCCAAAUCAGGCAGCUGGCCCUGACUGGACGAGGGAUCCAGUUCCUGCAUCUGGGGCGGAAUAAAGAGGCUUUGGUGGAUUUCCAGCACAGCUUGCUUGUCUGUCCAGACAGGCCCUCUGCUAACUUGUACCUUACGCACACCCUCUGGAGGCUGGACCGAAGGCAGGAGGCAGCUGCCCACUGGCAGAAGCUCCAUGUGAACACUGCAGGCUUGGAGGAAGCGGAAGAAAGAUCCUUCCCGAUAUACCUGCAGCCAGGUAUGAGGCAGACAAAGUUCCCUCACAAAGAAUCCCUCGCCAAGAAUGUGGGAAGCUUCCUUGCGGGGAGCAGCCAGGGACCCUAGAGCUGCUGCUGCUGCUGCUGCCUCUCCUCUCCUCUGCCCUUGCCCAGCCCUUCUUCCAGACAGAUUCCUCAGCAGCUUUUCCAGGGCUCCGCUUUGCCUUUGGGAAGGGGAAUGUUUCAGUUGCAGUGACGACAGUGACCCUUGUCCUAGUGGAAAGGAUGUGGGGUUUUUUGCAGAAGCUCCAUGCGUCUUUGCUCCUGUAUGAUUCAAUUAUUUUUGAGAUUAUGUCCUUAGUGGAAAGAGGAAGCAAGCAAAGAGGGGUGACUCUGGUCCAGGUAUUUGUAAAACGAAACCCCACAGUAUUGUGAAAAUCUUCAGUUGCUCUUUUCUUUGCUGCAGGAAGGGGUGGGGAGGGGGUGCUUUCUUAACUGGCAAGAAAACAAACCAUUCCUGAGGUAGAAGCAAGCCUAGCUUUGUCCUUUUGCUGCCUCUUCCUUUG
Molecule: messenger RNA, 2398 nt
Organism: Lacerta agilis (Sand lizard)
Lineage: Eukaryota; Metazoa; Chordata; Lepidosauria; Squamata; Lacertidae
Gene: FANCG
Product: FA complementation group G
Exons: 14
Coding region: 1-1959 (652 amino acids)
Biological process (GO): interstrand cross-link repair
Cellular component (GO): Fanconi anaemia nuclear complex
Molecular function (GO): protein binding
Source: RefSeq, a predicted model, not a curated record